AUGGCACCGCCCAUCAUUCUCUUCACCUACGACAUUUCCGUCUUCGGAAGGAAGAUGGACUGGUACUUUGCAUUGAGCGGACUGAAGUACUUUCACUGCAUUGUGCUGAACCGGCUCCCGCGUCCCGUCCUCGAAAAGCUCGGGAUACGGUACAGACGCAUCCCCAUUCUCGCCAUCGGACGAGACAUAUACUGCGACACGCGGAUCAUCAUUGACAAGCUUGAGGAAUUGUUUCCCGAGUCGAUGAUAGGAGGCAAAGGUGGUCCCUUUGAGCGGGGACUGGGCCACCUGUUCGAGAACUGGCUCAUCGAUGGAGGACCGUUCUGGAGGACGGCCGGCUUGAUCCCACCGACCGCCGAAGUCAUGCAUGACAAGGAGUGGCUUCAAGACCGGGCCAACAUGUCCGGGAGGAACUUCGACAUUGAGACGCUGAAGCAAGGUCGGGCAGAGUGUCUGUCCCACGCGCGCAUGUACUUCAACAUGAUGGAGAACGAAUUGCUCGCUGACGGGCGGGAAUACCUCCUAGACACCCCGGAACCCACGCUGGCAGAUGUCCACGGUAUCUGGACUUUCGACUGGACGCUUCAGGAGAAAAUGCACAUGCUCGAGUAUCUAGAGAAAGACGUCAUCAGUGCCUCGGAGUUUCCAAAGACGUUCGCAUACGUCGAUCGCUUCCGCAAAGCCAUGGCCAAGAAGCAAGAGCAGAACGGCGUGCCGGAGGAGCUGUCGAGCGAGGAAACCAUUGAGAGGAUUCUCGCUUCGGAUUGCUUCGAGCCAGAAGGCUCCGUCGACCCGCUUGACCCGCUGAGGCUGAAGAAAGGCCAGAUGGUGGAGAUCUGGCCGGUCGAGUCUGGGUUCACGCAUCACGACAAGGGCGAAUUGGUCUCGAUAGGCAUCAAGGAGGUGGUGAUUUCGAGUAAGCCGAAUCUAGGCGAGGGACGACUUAGGUUACAUUUCCCCCGAGUCAACUUUAGGAUCCAACCGUUGGUGGAGUCAAAGUGA
Cladophialophora psammophila CBS 110553 is the source of this 1002-nucleotide messenger RNA. RefSeq lists its product as uncharacterized. The record is from RefSeq and is a predicted model, not a curated record. Lineage: Eukaryota; Fungi; Ascomycota; Eurotiomycetes; Chaetothyriales; Herpotrichiellaceae. The coding region runs from base 1 to 1002 and encodes 333 amino acids. The transcript has a single exon.